AUGCUCAAUGACAAUGACUCUCCUUUGAGACGAGGGCACAAUGACUCCUACCUGAUAACUCGCUCCCGUGCUGGCUCUGUCAACACACCGAAUACCACCAUUGUCUCGCCAAGCGCGUCUCAGUCUCGAAAGCCCGAAGGCAAGUCGGAUUAUGGCCAAUUGAAGAGAGCUGUGCCCGGCCUAGUGGCUGCGGCUGCCCAUGCGGCAAUCCCCAGUUGGACAACCAUGAUCUUAAUGAUCUCUCUCAUCUUUGGUGGCUGUUGUGCAAAUGUCUUUGCACUGGAGGCAAUUAUCAAAGAACAACCUACUGCCGGUCCUUUGAUCACCUUCGCCCAGUUCGUGAUUUGCGCACUAUUUACCCUUCCAAGCUUCCUUUCCUUCUCCGCCGGACCACAAUCACUAUUCAUUAGUCCUCGCGCGAUCCCCUUGAAGUCGUGGGUGGUAUAUACAGCCUAUUUUGUGACGGUAAACCUCUUGAACAACUGGGCAUUCGCAUAUAAGAUCUCUGUGCCGCUGCAUAUCAUCCUGCGGUCUGCUGGCCCUGUAGCUUCCAUGGUGACUGGUUAUAUCUAUAAUGGAAAACGCUAUUCCCGAGGUCAGAUCGCUGCGGUGGCCAUGCUGAGCGUGGGCGUGGCAGCCGCAGCAUUGGCCGAUGCCCAGGCCAAAGGGAGGUCAAUCACAGUCGAGUCGCCUGAUACCGACGUCGACAUGAUGACUACUGUGACAGGGUUCACCAUCCUCGCUCUGGCAAUGAUUUUGUCCGCCUUCCAGGGAAUGUACGCGGACCGCCUAUAUACCACUUACGGCAGGGAUCAUUGGAAGGAGGCUCUCUUCUACUCGCACACGCUCUCGCUACCUAUAUUCUUCACAAGCUACGCGCAGCUGUUGUCUCAGUGGCGGGUGGUAGCUUCGUCACCAUCUUUGCUGUCUCAUCUCAACCGUGAUAUCUUGUUAGAUCCGUCUGUGUCGAGUUUAACGAAGAGUACUGCGUUCUCGGUGCUGGAUCAAAUCCAACACCACCCGUCCGUCCAGUCUAUACUUGCACAACUUCCCGUGCAAGUGGCGUAUUUGAUUAUGAAUGCCCUGACGCAAUACCUGUGUAUUCGUGGUGUUCACCUUUUGUCCGCCAAGUCGUCAUCAUUGACAGUCACCAUCUUUUUGAAUAUUCGCAAGCUGGUGUCGCUGCUCUUGUCAAUCUAUCUGUUUGGAAACCAUCUUGCUGGUGGUGUCUUGGCUGGAGCAGCCCUGGUGUUUGUUGGCGGUGGUCUGUAUGGCUUCGAGGGUGCCCGUCUACGGAGUACGACCAAGAAAAAUCAAUGA
Penicillium canescens is the source of this 1320-nucleotide messenger RNA. RefSeq lists its product as uncharacterized. Bases 1 to 1320 code for a protein of 439 amino acids. The transcript has 4 exons. Gene Ontology annotation, cellular component: Golgi membrane; endoplasmic reticulum membrane. Gene Ontology annotation, biological process: transmembrane transport. The record is from RefSeq and is a predicted model, not a curated record. Gene Ontology annotation, molecular function: UDP-N-acetylglucosamine transmembrane transporter activity. NCBI's taxonomy places the organism in Eukaryota, Fungi, Ascomycota, Eurotiomycetes, Eurotiales, Aspergillaceae.